Ixodes scapularis (black-legged tick) is the source of this 418-nucleotide messenger RNA. RefSeq lists its product as uncharacterized. The transcript has 3 exons. Lineage: Eukaryota; Metazoa; Arthropoda; Arachnida; Ixodida; Ixodidae. The record is from RefSeq and is a predicted model, not a curated record. Bases 1 to 282 code for a protein of 93 amino acids. Gene Ontology annotation, molecular function: serine-type endopeptidase inhibitor activity.
AUGGCAGCUAAGUUUGCGUACGCAACCAAGGCAGCCUUUCUGCUAGUCCUUUGCCUCGCCGUGGCGUGCAAUGCUAAGCUGCGUGACAGUGCUCAACACACGUGCGCCUAUCCCCAAGCUUGUACCAAUCCUGGCAACCCGGACCCAAACCACACAGUGACGACCACAGCCCGCUACAACCCGGGAACGGGGCGAUGUGUGACCACCCCGUCGGUGACCGGUCCACACGACUGCCAGAGGUUCGCCACUUUGGCAGACUGCCAGCGGGACUGCGGGCAGUAAUGGCGGAGUCCUCGAGAACUGCCCAAGACGCCCUGCGGUUAUGGGAAAAAUAAACCGACUCUCAAUCCACGAGUGUCGUCCAUAUUAUUCUUCCAUCUUGAUAACAGAGGAUGGCGAACGCUGGUCUAAAGGUUCG